AAGCGAGUGGGCGAAGCAGGAAAUGUCAGACGCGGCUCGGUUGGUCGCCGGCUUGGCUGUUCCUAUGUGGAGUCGGGCCUUGGCCUGAAGCCCUUGCAGGGGGCCCCGCAGAGGAGCCGCCGACUCGCUUGGAGGAGGUGAAAACAAACCAGGGCGCCGCUGACUGAAAAUGGAGCUCGGCCGGGCCCGGGUAUGAUACUCGUGUAAAGGAAGUAUACAUCCUGGCUGGACUCAGUGGAUAAUAAUGAGCGGUGCAGCUUUGGGCAUUGAGAUAGUAUUUGUCUUCUUUCUGGCUUUAAUCAUACUACAUCGCUAUGGGGACUUCAAAAAACAACACAGGCUUGUGAUAGUAGCAACACUACUAGCUUGGUAUCUUUGCUUCCUCAUGAUCUUUAUAUUACCUUUGGAUGUCACUACGACGAUAUACAAUCGAUGUAAGUUUGCUGUAAAUUCUAGUCCAUCUGAAAGUAACAUCAGCAAUGGAUCACAUACAAUUCCUACUCCAGGAAACCGUGAAUGUUUCAAACCAUGGAGCUAUAUUCCUCGCGGAAUCAUGCCCAUCUUCUGGCGUGUCGUAUAUUGGACAUCACAGUUUUUAACAUGGAUUCUGUUGCCCUUCAUGCAGUCGUAUGCUAGGUCAGGAGGCUUUUCCAUUACUGGAAAAAUUAAAACUGCAUUAAUUGAAAAUGCAAUUUAUUAUGGCACAUACCUUCUGAUUUUUGGAGCAUUUUUAAUAUAUGUGGCCGUAAACCCAAACUUCAACCUGCAGUGGAACCAACUUCAGACCAUUGGAAUAGCUGCUGCCAAUACUUGGGGACUCUUUCUUCUUGUUUUGCUCCUGGGGUAUGGCCUGGUUGAAAUUCCACGUUCUCAUUGGAAUGGAGCUAAGAAAGGUUACCUUCUCAUGAAGACUUAUUUCAAAGCUGCUAAGCUGAUGACAGAGAAGGCAGAUGCAGAAGAAAACUUAGAGGAUAUUAUGGAGGAAGUCCGCAAAGUAAACGAGAGCAUUAAAUACAACCACCCUUUAAGGAAAUGCGUCGACACAAUAUUGAAAAAGUGUCCUACUGAGUAUCAGGAAAGAAUGGGUAGAAACAUGGAUGACUAUGAAGAUUUUGAAGAAAGGCCUAAUACUUAUCCAACAGAAAAAAGUCUGGUCAAACUUCAUAAGCAGGUCAUUUAUUCUGUUCAGAGGCAUCGUCGUACGCAAGUCCAGUGGCGAAUUCUUUUAGAGCAAGCCUUUUAUCUGGAGGAUGUGGCAAAAAAUGAAACCAGUGCUACUCGUCAGUUUGUCCAUACUUUUCAGCCUCAGGAACCUGAAAGCAAACUUACCCAGUAUCUCUAUACACCGACUGUUGAAUGGUAUUGGGAGUGCCUCCUGCGACCAUGGUUUCACAGGAUUCUUGCCAUUGUUUUGGCCACGUUUUCCAUCAUUGUCGUGUGGUCAGAGUGCACAUUUUUUAGCACAAGGCCAGUUUUGUCCCUGUUUGCCGUCUUCAUACAACUGGCAGAGAAGUCCUACAACUAUUUCUACAUAGAGAUGGCGUGCUUCUUUACCAUCUUUUUCCUAAGUAUCUGUGUUUACUCUACUGUCUUCCGGAUUCGUGUAUUUAACUAUUAUUAUUUAGCGUCGCACCAUCAGACAGAUGCAUAUAGUUUGCUUUUCAGUGGCAUGCUGUUUUGUCGUCUCACUCCUCCAAUGUGCCUGAAUUUCUUGGGCUUGACUCAUAUGGAUUCAACAAUUUCGCACCAAAAAAAUGAGCCGACUGCAUAUACAUCCAUUAUGGGAUCAAUGAAAGUAUUAUCCUUCGUUGCAGAUGGGUUUUAUAUCUAUUAUCCCAUGUUGGUUGUCAUUCUCUGUAUUGCUACUUACUUCAGUUUAGGGACUCGGUGUUUGAAUCUUCUGGGGUUCCAGCAGUUUAUGGGAGACAAUGAGAUGACCUCAGACCUAACAGAUGAAGGAAAAGAAUUAAUCAGAAGAGAAAAAAGGAAACGGCAAAGGCAGGAAGAAGGUGAAAAUAGAAGAAGGGAGUGGAAAGAACGUUACGGAAACAACCGUGAGGAUUCUGCUAGAAACAGAAAUGUUCAAGCUGACCAGAAAGAGUCUAGCUUCACGGAAACGAAUACAAAUAGAACAGUCGCAUCUAAGUACACCAGAGCAAAUGGGAGGAAUGAAAGGGACAGGAUCGAGCUGCUUCAGGAUGCAGAACCCUUGGAUUUUAACGCUGAUUCAGUCAGUGAAGAUCCUCUCGACUCGGACUCAGGAAGGUAUCAACCCGGUGGAAGAUAUUUGUCAAUGUCGCGAAGCCGAAUAUUUGAUGAUGUCUAACCCCGUGGAACUCUUGAGUCUCUCCUCCAUUGCUUUUUCGGUAACAUAUCCUGCAACCAAAACAACCCCUCAGAAAUGGAGGGUGGGGAUGAAGGAACUUUAUUUCUUAGAAAUGCACUUUGUGUAAUGAGCUGCCCGAUUUGUGAUGGGCCAAACUUUGGUUUCUGAAACCGGGACCACCUCGACAGUGCCUUUCCCUUGUUUUUUCCCCUCCUUUCCGUUGCUGCUGUCAUGAGUCAAUAAUUGUGUGAGGUAUAGGCAGAUGCAGUGGCUAGUAGGAAGGGUUUGUCAUUGAAGGGAGUAGGGGAAGAAGGGACAGAGAUAUAGGGUGCUGAGUAGGGAGCAUAGUAGCAGGGAGCCCAGGGCUUUGGCCCUCGUGUUGGUGUUGUCCUGGGCGCGCCUUCUGUUGAAUUGGAAAUGUGUCGGAAAGGCUUUAGAAGCCUUUGCUAGAAUUCACUCAUGUGCUGGCAGCCCAGGCGUAAUAUGUCAAAGGCCAAAAAGAAAGAAAAGUCACACAGCUUUAGAAUUGGAUCAGGGAUUCCAAAUUAAAGUUUAAUGUUUCAUUUUUAAAUAAAUUAAUGUAGAGCUCAGACUGAGCUGUCAUUCUUAUACUUUUGAAGAUUAUUUGGCUUUUCCUUUUUUUUUUUUAAGGCACUUGAUUUUUGAGCAGAUAAUCUAUAGUCUAAUACAGUUGGGUCAUCCGUUCUACAGCAAUGCAGUUCAUCAACGUACUGUAUUUCAGUGAAAGUUUGCGGACAACCUUCUAUACAAACUUCAGGUGUGAUUGAGAAUGCUGGGCUCUGGUUGGGUCAUACGCUGGUCUUCGACUCAAGUUCUUGAAGAGCUGGAGAGAUUUAAGGAUAAACUUGUACAAAAGCAGUUUGGUAUAAUCUGAAAUGCCUGCACGUCAGUCACCACCAGAACUGAGAAUGAUUUCUAUCUGCAUUAUAUGCAUAUGAAUGGUGUUAGCAUGCAUGGGUACCAAGGCCCAGCAGAAUCAUAAACAGUUACUGGUACUGUUUUAUACUUUAUGCUUAUACACACUAGCAUGUGUUCAAUGAAGCCCAUAACAUACAUUUAUUUUUAAGACCUUAUUUAGCCGCUGCUGAGAAUCUUUUGGCUUAAUCAAGCAUAGUGAGUCUGUUUACAAAGCUUAAACCUUCACUGCAGACUUCGUCUCUUCGAAAAUACUGUACAGUUCAGUUCUUGUGACAUGUGGAACUUGGCCUUCCUUUUUAAUAACUGGAUUUCUGGAGCAUGAUCCAGCCAGCACCACGAUUAUAUUGCCUCUCAUAAGACACCCACGUUUUAAUGAUACCUGUGCUUUUUACAGCCAUUAUGGAUUUUUAGCUGGAAGGGAAUCAAUGCUUCAUGUCUCAGCUGGACCGUCAAGAACCAUCAAUCUGCAAGCAAUGCAGGCUAAAACAUUUUGCUUAACGAUCUUCAGCAGCAGUAGGUAGAAACAUGUGCUGUGUUUAUGAGGCCCAGUGAAGUGUCAGAUGAAAUCAAAAAGCAAAUGUGUGAAUUUGAGAAAAGUACAUUUUGUCCUUAGGUCAACAGUGUUUAAUUUUUUAAAAAAAGAAACCACGGAUAGUGGUAAGCAGAUAUAAGGACUUGAGUAUGCCUUCUGCCAUGUUUCAUGUAUGAGGCAGAACAGCUUAAUUCAUGGCGCAUUUCUUGGGUGUUUUAAGGAAAAAAAGUGAUACUGAGUGCAUUGUGUGCUUAAGCGCAAGGAUUGCACUCUUGCACACGUGGACUGAUUUCCAUUGAUUUCCUUAGGGUUUAUGCAGCGUACAUUGUGCCCACGACUGCAGUCUUACCAUUGUGAGAAUCAGAGCUGUCUCUGCUUCCUUUAUCCCACUGUUCCUCAAAAUACCUAGCGAAGCAGCAAGCGAGAUACGCGGUCAUACGGGGUGUGUUGCCCUGCUUCUGCCUUGCAUCAGUGGCCAAGGAGAGCAACACAGUGCAAAGGGUCAGUGGUGUCGUGUUACACACCUUGUACCUGCCUAGAAUUGAGAAGAAGAAACAACAGAGGGAAACAGAAUAGCAGCAAGUCUGUGUCUCUCUCUUAUAACAUUUACUUGAGGCCUUCUAAGCUUUCAUUUUGGGAAAAAAUCAGGGUCAUCAUGAUUCAUGGUAGCUUCAGUGAAGUGUAAUUUAAGUAACUCAUACGUUGAAAGUGACUAGUAAGAGUACGUUAUCUGGCUUACAAGGAUUUGUGAUAGGGCUGUCAUGAAUGCAAGAAUUCAGAUCCUGUACCUGUUCAUAUAGGUACCCAAAUUAACGUAAGAUUGAGCUAGUGCUAAACCCCAAUUAAUGCACUUCUUGGAAAUCAGACCCACAGGGAUGUCCUAUGUGCAGACAUCAUCUCUUUAAAAUGUACUUUCUGUGAAGUUGACAAGAAUCUAGACACUUUAGCUCAGCAAGACAUAAUGAUAUAAAAUUGCUAGCAAUUUUAGAAAGGAUUUGCAAGCGACAACUGUUGGAAGUCUAGGUAUGUUUUCUUAAUAACAAGUAGUUUACUAGAGUUGACUAACAGCUAGCACAUUGGGGGAAUUCAUGAAAUCUGUGCCUGUUCCUAUAUAGUUUUUUUGUCAUACCCCUGCUUCAGAAAAACAUUCAGAAGUGUUUGUGUGUUCACACUUGCCCAUUUCUAUUACCGUAAUGGUAGAAAUGUGACUUUCAGAAAUAUCUAAGAGACCAAUGAAGUGUAUGGGUUUUUAAAACUAUGAGGAGUUUUUAAAAUCACCCAUAGAGAUUUGAUUUUAUUAACUUGCUGCUUUUUACUGAUGAAAAUUUUGUUACAAGAAAAAUAAGCCUACGGCAAGACUACUGAACAUUCACUUGAUUUCCAGUUAUAUUGGCCUGAUUGUUGCAUCACAGCUUUAGACGCUCAGCUCUCCUUUUAUGAAACAUAAAUGGGAAAUGCACUUACAACUUCCAUAAAAGCCUAGAUAGCUCCUGCUGGAACUGGUUGCCGUGAAAUGGCUUGGAAUGUUCUUCAGAAUGAGCAGAGGAGCGUUGGCAUUAUCACAACGUGCUGGGCCUCACCGGAACAGCAUUUUGGAAAAAUCGCUUGCAUUAUUCAUACUCGAAGCCGGCACCGUGUCUGCUGGGAGAUUUUCCAGCGCGAGACCACUGGGCUGCUUGGCUGCAGGUGUAAGAGUUGAAUCCCCUGCGACUGAAAUCACACGAUGCGGACAUUGCUAGCAGUGUCUUACUUCCUUAUACAAUACUGUGGAACUUCAAAACCAAAACAGAAGUGCUGGUGAUGUUUUCGCUUCUGUGAUUCAGCUUGCUACUGUGUUGGUGGUGCAGUGGCAAUCUGAAGGCACUGUAUUGUCAUUCCAUAUGCAUUCAUGAGGCUUACCAUACCAGCUUGUUUUAACUCAUAAAGAGUUUUCUAGUAAACGUUAGCACCUUUUUGUUUCAGGAUUUUGGCUUUCGACACAAAUUUGUAAGAACACAGUUUGCUUAGCCAUUGUAAUAAUGCAAAGUCUUGGUUUAUACCACCAAACUUUCUCCUCUGAUGCUAUCCUGUUAAGAACAACAGAAAUAAUUGUUUUGUCAGCUGUGUUGGGUAUGAAAUCAUGAACAGUGAGAUGUAUAUUUGCUGCCAGGGUAUAACUGUAAUUUAUAUAUAACGAGGGGAUAUACAAAUUGUAGUGUUAUUUAUAGAAUUAUAUUUUAACUUAUUAGUUGGAAUUAAAAUGAACUUUAUUACAUCAUGUCUCUCCGAUCAUCGGUGCUUGCUCUGUAAUUGCGAAAUGACAGCUUUUCAAGAUGGAAUACUGAUAAUGCCAUUAAAGAAGAACAGUUUCAGA
Eublepharis macularius is the source of this 6150-nucleotide messenger RNA. RefSeq names its product LMBR1 domain containing 2 (gene LMBRD2). The transcript is spliced from 18 exons. Gene Ontology annotation, biological process: adrenergic receptor signaling pathway. Gene Ontology annotation, cellular component: membrane. The coding region runs from base 245 to 2326 and encodes 693 amino acids. NCBI's taxonomy places the organism in Eukaryota, Metazoa, Chordata, Lepidosauria, Squamata, Eublepharidae. The record is from RefSeq and is a predicted model, not a curated record.